This is a messenger RNA of Dacryopinax primogenitus, 447 nucleotides long. RefSeq lists its product as uncharacterized. Gene Ontology annotation, cellular component: membrane. NCBI's taxonomy places the organism in Eukaryota, Fungi, Basidiomycota, Dacrymycetes, Dacrymycetales, Dacrymycetaceae. The transcript is spliced from 3 exons. The coding region runs from base 1 to 447 and encodes 148 amino acids. The record is from RefSeq and is a predicted model, not a curated record.
AUGUCUUCCAUGAUACGAGCUAGUACCGCCCUCUACCGUAUCUUCGGGGUUCCGCGAGUCAACGCAAUUGCCGAAGCUAUCCUUCGAAACCACGUCCUUGCCAAUCUCACCCCUCUUAUCGCUGUCAUCAAGAAGCAUACAUGGAUCCUCCCCUGGAUCGGCGGCAGCGCUUCGAUCGUCAGCGUGUUAGCCUGUGCCGCACCGUUACUUCUUCCAGUAAUCGGAUUCGGAGCUGCGGGGAUCGUACCCGGUUCGUUGGCUGCCUUCUUACAGGCUACAGCAUAUGGCUCUGGAAUCCCUCAUGGAUCUCUAUUCGCCCUCUGCCAAUCUUUUGGCAUGGGAGGGGCGGCAGGCGUCCAUGCUGUCACCAUCUACCAGACAAUCAGCGGGACGACAGCAGCAAUCACAGGCGGGGUGGGAAUGAGCUCUUUCUUCAAGUGGGCUUGA